GCCACAAGGUCGAAGGGCUUCUGGGCUCUAGAGGCUCUGACUAGACCGUGGGGUCUCCGAUUUAUUUCGGAACCUAAUGUUCAACCCUCGAUCGCUCUAUUCUUUAUUCACCCUCUUUGUUAUUCUUCUCCAGCUGUGUAGCUACCUUGUGUACCAUAUUCAGACGAUGAUGCUUCGUACUAACAGGGAGAUUCAAGGUAGUCAGCCUGGCUGGUGCUGGUUAAACUAGGCAAUCUGCAACCAUCUUCUUUCGUCCAUGGAAGAAAGGUGAUUAAUUA
Colletotrichum acutatum is the source of this 278-nucleotide messenger RNA. RefSeq lists its product as uncharacterized. NCBI's taxonomy places the organism in Eukaryota, Fungi, Ascomycota, Sordariomycetes, Glomerellales, Glomerellaceae. The transcript has a single exon. Bases 77 to 229 code for a protein of 50 amino acids. The record is from RefSeq and is a predicted model, not a curated record.